Messenger RNA from Oncorhynchus masou masou (cherry salmon), 1254 nucleotides. RefSeq names its product glyoxalase domain-containing protein 4-like. NCBI's taxonomy places the organism in Eukaryota, Metazoa, Chordata, Actinopteri, Salmoniformes, Salmonidae. The record is from RefSeq and is a predicted model, not a curated record. The transcript has 9 exons. Bases 77 to 976 code for a protein of 299 amino acids.
AAGGCUCCUCAAUCAACGUAGACAAACUGAGCGUGAUAUAUAACCGUAUAGUACAUAGCAAACUCACUGGGUGAACAUGGCUUUGAGUCGAGCCUUGCAUUUUGUUUUCAAAGUGGGUGACAGAAGCAAAACGGCCACCUUUUACCGAGAUGUGCUCGGCAUGAAGAUUUUGCGUCACGAAGAGUUUGAAGAAGGAUGCAAGGCCACUUGUAAUGGCCCUUAUGAUGGAAAAUGGAGCAAGACAAUGGUCGGCUUUGGUCCAGAAGAUGAUCACUUUGCGGCUGAGCUGACCUACAAUUAUGGAGUGGGAGAAUAUCGCCUUGGCAAUGACUUCCUGGGUCUGACUCUGCAGUCUAGCCAGGCUGUCAGUAAUGCUAAGCGGCUUGGUUGGCCCCUCACUGAGGUUGGAAAGGCCCUCUAUCUGGCUGAGGCUCCAGGAGGUUAUCGCUUCUACCUGGUGGACAAAGAACAGCCUCCUAAUGAUCCUGUACAGAAGGUGUGUCUGGCAGUGUCUGACCUGCAGAAAUCAACACACUACUGGUCCUCCCUUUUGGGGAUGAAGGUGAUAGAGAGAGAUGAGGAGAAGACUGUGCUGAUGGGAUUCGCAGACACUCAGUGUAAACUAGAGCUUCACAACAUUGGUGGGACAGUAGAUCACGGGACAGCCUUCGGGCGGAUAGCGUUCUCUUGUCCACGUGAGCAGUUGGCAGAUCUUGAAGCCCUGAUGACAAAAGAGAACCAGAAAAUCCUUACUCCCUUGGUUAGCCUGGACACCCCUGGGAAGGCAACAGUAGAAGUGGUCAUUUUGGCUGAUCCAGAUGCCCAUGAGAUCUGCUUUGUGGGAGAUGAGGCAUUCAGACAACUCUCCCAGAUGGACCCCAGUGGAAAUGCAUUGCUGGAUAAGGCGAUGGCUGAAGAUAAAAGCGAUGUCUGGUUUGCCAAGCACAACAAGCAGAAGGCUUCAGCAAAAGUGUGAAGAACAUAGCUUAGCCAUCAUGGGUCUUCUGGAAAUUUCCAACCUUUUGCCCCAUUUAUGGCAUUACCCUUCCAGCGGCACAAUGUCAGUAGAUUUUACUCAACCAGAAAUAUUAUUUUGAGAUGCUUAGAAUGAGACUGAAAGUGUAGCUGUAUUUGAGUCAUACUGUGGCAGAUGCUUGAUGAUCAUAGACCACUUAUAUUAACCUUGUUUGUGUAUGCAUUGAAAAAAAAUUGUACCUCAGCUCAAUGACAUGAGUAAAACACUAAUACUUGUGA